This is a messenger RNA of Ilex paraguariensis (yerba mate), 516 nucleotides long. The record is from the annotation of a GenBank genome assembly. NCBI's taxonomy places the organism in Eukaryota, Viridiplantae, Streptophyta, Magnoliopsida, Aquifoliales, Aquifoliaceae.
AUGGUAAACAAUUCUUUGAUUUCAGCCGAGGUCCUGUCAGUAUAUUUAAAUCUUUUUGAGUUGUUUCUGACGACCAAAUGUUUCCAUGGACAGGAUCUGUAUAGGAACAUCUUACGUAGUGACAACUCUCUGGGUCAGUUUUUUUCUGGUCCGUCUGCCAACUUCAUUGCCGGGGCUGCUGCCGGUUGUACGACACUGAUUAUUAUCUACCCCCUUGAUAUUGCACACACCCGUCUUGCUGCUGAUCUGGGAACAACCGAGGCUCGUCAAUUCCGAGGUGUUCGCCACUUCCUUAAUACCAUACGUGAGAAAGAUGGUGUCCGAGGGAUAUACAGGGGCCUGCCUGCUUCUCUACAUGGAAUGGUUGUGCACAGGGGCCUUUACUUUGGUGGUUUUGAUACCAUAAAAGAGAUGAUGUCUGAAGACUCUAGACGAGAGGUGGCACUGUGGAAGCGUUGGGUGGUGGCUCAGGCAGUCACAUCAUCUGCUGGAUUGCUGUCAUAUCCAUUGGACACG